CUGGUUUGUUUCCAACUCGUGCGUCUCUGUAUCGAUUAUGAAUGUCUGUUGUGUCACUGCAUGGCGCCUGUGUUUGAGUGUUUUGAAGCCUGCAGCCCAAAGGAGGUCCAUUUAUGAGACUUGGCAACCGGCUCUGAGCAGACAUGGGCCGCCACUCGUCAGACAGCGAGGACGACAGCCGCAGCCGGCGCAAAAGGAAGCACAGACGGCGCUCCUCUUCCUCUUCUUCCUCCUCCAGCUCAUCAGGGAGCAGAGUGACCAGCCGCAGCAAACACUCGAGCAGACGAAGCCGCUCACGCUCCAGAGAGAGAGACCGAGACAGAGACCGGAGGCGCAAACAUCGCUCCAGCAGCAGCUCCUCAAGAGGCUCCAGCCACAGGAAGCGAAGCCGCAGCACUGAAAGGAGGCGGAGUCGAAGCACAGAUAGGGGGCGGGGUCACAGAUCCCGCCGCUCUCGCUCCCGCAGUCGCAGGAGGUCUCGUUCCCGACAUCGCAGAUCCCGCAGCCGGAGUAGCGGCAGAUCCAGCAGGAGACGCAGCCGCAGUCGAAGCAGAGACCGUGACCGCAGUCAGCGCAAGACACGAGACAAAGACAGGGACAGAGAGAAAGACAGAGGACGUGACCGAGGCCGCGACAAAGAAAAAGAGGACGCCAAAGCAAAAGAAAAGGAAAAACAAGGGGACGCGGGGAACAUCAAAGCCGGAUUAGAACAUCUGACAGCAGCUGAACAGGCCAAGGCUCGACUCCAGCUAGUGCUCCAGGCUGCAGCUAAAACAGACGAGGCACUGAAAGCAAAGGAAAAGAAAGAAGAGGAGGCAAAGAAGAUCAAAGAGGAAGAGGAGGUCUCUCUCGCCGAGCAGGUGAGGAGGAUAAAGGAAAUCGAGGCCAUCGAGAGCGACUCUUUUGUUCCUCAGGCUUUCAAAUCAUCCCGGGACGCCGCCAAGGUAACUGAAUCUGUGGAACUCCAGGAGGCGGGGUCUGGUGUCACACCCACUGUGAAAGAGGAAGUCAUCACUCUACCCACUGCCAUCAAGUACAGUAACACCGACACUCUCGCUCACCCCAGUUUAUUCAUAGACAAAGAAGAAGCAGAGAAGUUGUGGCUGAAUCGACUCCUGUCACUGCGCCAGGAGAGGCUCAUGGGAAGUCCUGUGGCCUGAACUCGACUCUGCGUAAUGAACAUCUGAACAUCAGCUUCUUAAAUAUGAUUCUUUUUUGUCUUUUUUCUUUUUUUUUAUCAGGAUACAGUUUAUUAAUAGAGGCUGCUUGACUGAUUUCAUUCAGGAAGCUGAUCAACUUGUGAUUCAUUAAACCAUUAGGGAUUUUGUUAGAUACAUAUAUUUGACCUGUGUUAAUGAUAUUAAUGAUUUUUCUUUUUACUGUGUUAAAUUCUCAGGGUUCAGCAUUAGCUCUGCAGUUAGCCUUUUAAGGAACACUUAAGGAAUAUUUGGUUUCUGUUAAGAGUCAGAUGGAAGGAGGAAAUUUCAUUUGCUGUCUUCAUGUGAUGCCAGAAGUAUGAUGUAUUUUACUUUUCCCAGGAAGUUGAAAUAGCUAAAUGGAGUUUAGAAAUAAUGUUGUUACCUUAGUGACACACAAUAUGUUGUCAUCUCAUAAACUUUCUCAACCCUGAUUAAAUGGUAGUUUUGACAAAAAUGCAAGAAAAUUUAUGAACCUGUCAACAUGACUUUUUUUUUUAAUUGGCAAGUACGAAAUGAGCACAUAUUUUUUAGUUAGUAGGAAAAACUUUUUACAUUUUGAAACAUAAUGUCAAUGCAAAACAUGACGUUUAGUCAUUCUGAGAAUCUAAGCAAGAAAAAAAUACACCCACGUAGAUAAGAUUCUGUUUAUUUUCUUCCUUCACUAAAACUCUGGAACUGUAUUUUACAUCUUGAUGUUUUCCAAAAUAAAGAAGCUGUUUUUAUGGCCCAAA
Molecule: messenger RNA, 1930 nt
Organism: Pangasianodon hypophthalmus (striped catfish)
Lineage: Eukaryota; Metazoa; Chordata; Actinopteri; Siluriformes; Pangasiidae
Gene: rsrc1
Product: arginine/serine-rich coiled-coil 1
Exons: 10
Coding region: 144-1160 (338 amino acids)
Biological process (GO): alternative mRNA splicing, via spliceosome
Cellular component (GO): nucleus; cytoplasm
Source: RefSeq, a predicted model, not a curated record